UCGGACCUAGGUCACAGAGUGAGUAAGGGCCACAGCUGGCUCCCGAGGACCCUGGGAGAAGGGUGGGCAGGGAAGUGAAGCCCCAGAGGAGCCCUCGGAGUGGGGGGGGGGGGGUGCCCGCCCAGGGCGGAUUUCCCUCUCCUGGGCCUGGAAUCCCACAGGCCCCAACCUGCCUCCCCCACCCUCCUGCCUGCCCCUCCACCUGGCAGCAGCCCCACCUGUGUGAUGCCCGAGUCCCCCCACCCCACUCCUUGGAACAGUGAAGGAAGGGGCCAGGGGGGAGGAGCAAGGACAGGAGACACAGACAGACUGGAAGAGGAGGAGGACUGAGAGGGAUUUAGACAUGGAUGUGGGGAGAGACGAAAGGACAGGGAUGGAGGGAGGCAGAGACGAGAGAGAGGCACAAAGAAAGAUGGAAAGAAUUACAGGAGACGUGCAGAGACUGGGAGGGAAAAACAGUGUUGGAUAAAGAGAGAGAAAGGAUCAGAAAGAAAAAUGGCACACACACAUACACACAGAGAAUUAUAGAAAAGUGGGAGAGAUGAAGGCAGAUUCACAGUGACUGGAAAGGAGCAGACAGACAGAUGGGCGCAGGCGUGUGAGGGGACACAGAUGCACAGAGCAGACAGACCUGGGGACGCAACAGUGGCAGGUGGGCAACACAUCCAAGAGCCCGGGCCAGGCUGGGGCGUGCCCCCCGCACCCUGCCCGCCGGGUGCUAAGGCAUGGCUGGGAGGCCAGUCAUCCUGGGCCCGCCCUGGGCCACCCCCUGCCUGCUCACCUUCCUGGUGCCUCCCGCUCCAAGACCUGCUGCAUCAGCCACACUGCUGCCCCCCGAGCCCCAGCCCCAGAGCCUAAGAACCUGGGGCCUGCCCCUCCCUGCUCCAGGCCAUGAUGACUCUGCAAUUAAUCAUGUUUGCUCUGGUGACAGGGCACGUUGCGGGAGAGACCAGAAUCAUCAAGGGCUACGAGUGCCCCCCUCAUUCUCAGCCCUGGCAGGUGGCUCUGUUCCAGAAGACGAGGCUGCUCUGCGGGGCCACGCUCAUCGCCCCCAGAUGGCUCCUGACGGCAGCCCACUGCCGCAAGCCGUGGCGUGUCUCCCACUUCAGCCGAUACGUUGUUCACCUGGGAGCGCACAGCCUCCAGCGGCAGGAUGGCUGUGAGCAGACGCGAACUGCCACCGAGUCCUUCCCCCACCCAGAAUUCAACAACAGCCUCCCCAACAAAGACCACCGCAACGACAUCAUGCUGGUGAAGAUGGUGACCCCGGCCCACCUCACCUGGGCCGUGCGACCCCUCACCGUGUCACCGCACUGUGUCCCCGCUGGUGCCAACUGCCUCAUUUCCGGCUGGGGCACCAUGUCCAGCCCCCAGUUGCACCUGCCCCAUACCUUGCGAUGCGCCAACAUCACCAUCAUCAAGCACAGGGAGUGUGAGGACGCCUACCCUGGCAACAUCACAGACACCAUGGUGUGUGCCAGUGUCCGCAAAGAGGGCAAGGACUCCUGCCAGGGUGACUCUGGGGGCCCUCUGGUCUGUAACGGGUCUCUUCAAGGCAUCAUCUCCUGGGGCCAGGAUCCAUGUGCUGUCUCCAAAAAGCCUGGUGUUUACACAAAGGUCUGCAAAUAUGUGGACUGGAUCCAGAAGACCAUGAAGAACAAUUAG
This is a messenger RNA of Bubalus bubalis (water buffalo), 1665 nucleotides long. It is a transcript of the gene KLK11, whose product is annotated as kallikrein related peptidase 11. NCBI's taxonomy places the organism in Eukaryota, Metazoa, Chordata, Mammalia, Artiodactyla, Bovidae. Gene Ontology annotation, molecular function: serine-type endopeptidase activity. Bases 892 to 1665 code for a protein of 257 amino acids. The transcript has 6 exons. Gene Ontology annotation, biological process: proteolysis. The record is from RefSeq and is a predicted model, not a curated record.